This is a messenger RNA of Papaver somniferum (opium poppy), 714 nucleotides long. RefSeq lists its product as uncharacterized. The transcript has a single exon. Lineage: Eukaryota; Viridiplantae; Streptophyta; Magnoliopsida; Ranunculales; Papaveraceae. The coding region runs from base 1 to 714 and encodes 237 amino acids. The record is from RefSeq and is a predicted model, not a curated record. Gene Ontology annotation, biological process: meristem maintenance; meristem development.
AUGGUGAGCCAGGAACACGUAAGUGCUAAUUUGACCCGAGCGCAGAUCAUUGAUGCUGUUAGGUAUUCUGCAAAUCUUCAAAUUAGGAAGGACAUCCCUGGUUUAGUUGCUUUUAUCUCUAGAUGGUGCCCGGACACUCAUACAGUCGUGUGCAGGUGGGGUGAAAUGACCUUCUCCUUAGAAAGCGUGGCCCUUCUGUUGAACCUUCCCGUGACAGGAAACCUUAAUAUCCAACUGUCAGAAGAUGAAGAAAAGAUGCGAGCCAUUUUUCUUGCGAAGUCGAAAAAUUUCGUUCGGAAAGAGAACGAAAAGUGUUUCUAUGGAUGGUGGGUGUCUCAAUGGUUCCCGAAUGAGCUGGAACCGAGUCAAAAGAGUAGUACACUUCAUGUUGCGGCAUUCUUGGCUCUCUGGUUGUCCACGGACAUUUUCCAUGAUGGUUCCGGCAAGAAAGAGAUAAGACAAGAGCUCAUGAUGAUUGCCAUAAGGUUAGCGAAAGACGUAGUUCUCCCCAUUGGUAGCUUGUUCCUUGGUUCUCUUUAUUCGUAUCUGGAUCACCUGGUUGCGGACAUGCGUGUUUCGAACGGUUAUAUGAAAGUAGACUCGUAUGUCCACGUUGCUUUCCUUCAAGCGUGGUUGUGGGAGCAUUUUGAGAAGUAUGCUAUGAAGCCGUUGCCUUCACUUCCCGCGAGCUGGGGUGGCUCCAGAAUACUCUGA